Molecule: messenger RNA, 1221 nt
Organism: Ipomoea nil (Japanese morning glory)
Lineage: Eukaryota; Viridiplantae; Streptophyta; Magnoliopsida; Solanales; Convolvulaceae
Exons: 3
Coding region: 1-1221 (406 amino acids)
Source: RefSeq, a predicted model, not a curated record
AUGCGUAAUGCAUUAGAGGUGAAGAACAAGUGGGAUAUUGUCAAUGGAAGCUUCACCAAACCAGCUAGAUCGCACACUCAAUACACCGCGUGGAGGCGGUGCAACCUCAUGAUUUGCUCUUGGAUUUGCAAAUUAGUUCAUCCAUCCAUAGUACAAAGCAUCUUGUACAUGGAUAAAGCCAAGGAAGUAUGGAACGACUUGAGAAAAAGAAGUGAACGUGAAGUUGACCAGAUUAUCAGGUUUCUUCAAGGCUUCAACGAUGAGUUUAAUUCUCUUAAAUCAAAUGUUUUAGUCCUCGAUCCUUUACCUGAUAUUCACAGAGUGUUUGUCAUGGCUGAAAAGUGUGAAAGACAGAUAAACAUAAUGAACCUGAGCGGUCUAGAAACAAUUCAUGCAAAUUCUGUGCAAAAUACACAAAUCACUAGUGAAGACACUAUGGCUGCAGUUAACUACUUCAACAGCAGGAAAAACUUGAACAACAAUGGCUCAAACAAGGCCGCUAAGUGCACAUUCUGUGGCAUGAGUGGUCACACUGCGGAAAAGUGCUAUAAGAAGCACGAUUAUCCCCCGGGAUGGGUGCAAGGUUUUAAAUCAAGAGGAAAACAACAGACUCAGAUUGGGCAGAAUACACCUUCCACCACUGCUGAUGUCUCCCUCAUACCUACAUUUAACAAGGAGGUCACUCAAGGAGAAGGUAGACACUCAAUCAAUCUUCAUGUUAAUUCAGUCACCUUGGAUUCUUCUGUAUGGAUAUUAGACUCAUGUGCUACUGAUCAUAUAGCAUGUUCCUUAGAUCUGUUUGAUGAUUACCAUACUGUUGAAGGGGCUCUGGUUAACUUACCAAAUGGAAGACAUAUUGCAAUGGAACAUGUGGGAAAUAUAAAGCUUAAUGAUGACUUGUGGUUGAGAAAUGUUCUUCACAUUCCAAUUUUUCGAUUCAACAUAGUAUCUGUUACUAAACUCCUUCAGGAUUCAUCUUACACUUUAAUCUUUACCUCUGAUCAGUGCCUACUUCGGGAGAAACAUGGGAAGAUGACUGGUUUUGCUAAAGAGGAAAAGGGUCUAUACUUGCUGCUUGAACCACCAAGAAACUAUAGAGAUUCUUGCACACAUUAUGCUAUGUUUGUAGCCUUGAAAUUUGGCAUCAACGGUUGGGACAUUUUCCCAUUAAUAAGAUGCAGCAUUUACAUAAUUUUCAUGUGCCUAGUACUAAGCAUUUAG